This is a messenger RNA of Fragaria vesca subsp. vesca, 705 nucleotides long. RefSeq names its product 60S ribosomal protein L31-like. The coding region runs from base 66 to 431 and encodes 121 amino acids. NCBI's taxonomy places the organism in Eukaryota, Viridiplantae, Streptophyta, Magnoliopsida, Rosales, Rosaceae. The record is from RefSeq and is a predicted model, not a curated record. Gene Ontology annotation, biological process: cytoplasmic translation. Gene Ontology annotation, molecular function: structural constituent of ribosome. Gene Ontology annotation, cellular component: cytosolic large ribosomal subunit; ribosome. The transcript is spliced from 2 exons.
UUGCGGCAUCGUUUAGGGUUUUAGGGUUUUUGUUUUCGCCGCAGAGAGCUUCAGAGGUAUCAACAAUGGUGGAGAAGACGAGUCGCGGAAGAAAAGAAGAGGUGGUGACCAGAGAGUACACCAUCAAUCUUCACAAGCGCCUCCAUGGAUGCACAUUCAAAAAGAAGGCACCAAAUGCCAUCAAGGAGAUUCGGAAGUUUGCUCAGAAGGCCAUGGGAACCACAGAUGUCAGGGUCGAUGUGAAGCUCAACAAGCACAUUUGGAGUCGGGGGAUCCGAAGUGUGCCGAGGAGGGUUCGUGUUCGCAUUGCUCGCAGAAGGAACGAUGAGGAAGAUGCCAAAAAGGAGCUAUACUCUCUGGUAACAGUCACUGAGGUUCCACCAGAGGGUCUCAAGGGAUUAGGCACUAAGGUCAUCGAUGGAGACGACUGAACCAUAUACUAGAUUGUUGGUAAUUCCUUUUUGUUCCAAGUCUAUUUCACCGCAGAGUCUGGUUCAUUUUUGUUCCAACUGUUUCACUUUGAAACCAAGACACAGUUAAUAGUAACUUAGAUUGUACUCCAUACGAUGAUUUCUAUCCUUCAUUAUGAGGUGGCCAUUAUUGUUUUCUGGAGGCAUCACGAGAGCAUCUAUUAUAUGAGAAAUACUUAAUGUUCUUGUUUCCUAAUAACAUGGUCACAUCGGCACGUGUCAAGCCGGUCAUUUC